Molecule: messenger RNA, 3134 nt
Organism: Mugil cephalus (flathead mullet)
Lineage: Eukaryota; Metazoa; Chordata; Actinopteri; Mugiliformes; Mugilidae
Product: receptor-type tyrosine-protein phosphatase H
Exons: 11
Coding region: 1-2697 (898 amino acids)
Molecular function (GO): protein binding
Source: RefSeq, a predicted model, not a curated record
AUGACAUUGAGCUUCUCACCCCUUACACCACCACCAGAACCCUCAGACCGUGCUCUGAUGUUGACGUACGGCUCUGCAGAGCGGCAGUACUUCAUCCAGUCCAAAAAUCUCACCUGGGACGAGGCCAGAAAAAACUGCCAGAUGUGCUUCAAAGACCUGGUGACUGUGACCCCUGAAAACACCCAGAUCUUUGCCCGAAGGAUCAACUAUGAACACUGGAUCGGCCUUCGCAAGAACUUCGACCCCAAAAGCAACUCCACUAGCAUUAGCACCAGCACUCCAACCAGCUACCCCGCUAGGACUCCAACCAGCAACUACACUAGCACUCCAACCAGCAACUACACUAGCACUACAACCAGCUACCCCACUAGCACUCCAACCAGCUACCCCGCUAGCACUACAACCAGCAACUACACUAGCACUCCAACCAGCUACUCCAUGAGCUACUUCACCAGCUAUGAUAUCAGUGACUCCACCAGUAACUCUACCAGCAAACCCAGUAUGCCCUGGACCCGCUGGGCCAAUGGGGACCCCCUUGCCUUUCAGAAUUGGUACCCUGGUUGGCCGGUGUUCAAAUCCUCCUUCCCAAGGAGAGACUGCUGCAGCUGCUCCUGUACCUGCCCCGCACCAGAAGCUAGCUCAACUACCUCUGUGGUAAUGAGCCUCACCAGAACCACAGAAUCCACAACCCAAAGCAUGACAACCUCUACCAGACAAUACACAACCGACAACACAACGGAUACCACCAACUUCACUGGUCAAAUUGUGACAAACUCCACUGGACAGAACACAACGGAUAUCACCAACUCCACUGAUCAAAGCAUGACAAACUCCAUCGGACAGUACACAAUUGACAGCACAACGGAUACGACCAUACAGUACACAAUUGACAGCACAACGGAUACCACCAACUUCACUGGUCAAAUUGAGACCAACUCCACUGGACAGUACAACACAUACAACAGCAACUCUACCAGAGUAAACACAACCGAAAGCAUGACUUCCACUACCAAAGGUUUUGCCACAGAUGGACCCACGGCCAGCACAGAUACACGCAAAGCCGCCACAUCUCUGCCGUUAGAAGCGACGUGUUCACGGUCACCUAUGCCGAUGCCCGACGUCCCCGACCCUGAUGAGAAUUACAUCGAAGAUUCUUGUGUGGCCAUGCUCAGCUUUGGGGCUUGGGUUGAAAAGGAGUGCUUCGAGCUUCUGCCUUUUAUUUGUUAUGAAGAUCGUUUCUUUGGUCAAGUCAAUGUGACCAAUAUCACUACCAAGAACGCCACCUUGACCUGGGACCUCGGGCCUGGUGAUAUCAGCCAUUACCGUGUAGAGGUCAAUGGUGACAUACAGCUGGAAAGCAACCUGACAAACACGACCCUGGAUCUUGCCAACCUGACAGCAGGCACCAACUACUCAGUCCAGGUGUUCCCUGUUAAGUGUGAAAGGGACCUCAACCCACAGAACGCCUCCUUCUACACCACACCAAAUGAAGUAAGAAACCUUCGAGUCACAGGAGUAAAGGAAAGAUCCAUCGUUCUGAGCUGGGACAGACCAGAUGGAAACCUAGAGUUCUAUCUUGUUAAGGUCGAGGCUCGGGAGAUGAGGGCUUACAGUGAAACCCAAGAAGUCGAUGGUUUGACACCUGGAAGCUUUUACAAAUUCAUCGUCCUGUCAGGAGUCAAGGACGAAUCCACGUGGAGCGAAGAGUCUUUCGUCACAGCGUACACCAGGCCUGAGAAAGUGUCUCUUCUGAACUUUUCUCGUAGUAACGACUCAGUGCAUUUUACCUGGGAGAAACCUGAGGGGAACUACACGGGCUUCAGGGUGACGGUUUACAAGGACAAGGAACUGAGAACCCCCUUGGCUAACCUUUCACAAGUGGUGGAAGGCCCUCCAUGGCGAGUUCUUGAGACGAAACUACCGAAGGGCGCCGAAGUAACGUUGGCCGUGACAGCGCUGGCCAAUCACACCCUGGAGGGAGACCCCGUAUCUAUGAGCUUCUACACUGCUCCCGGACCAGUUUCAGACCUGACCGUAAAAACAACUGAAGACACGGUUCGAGCGACUUGGAGCCUCCCGCUGACCGAUUUUAAGAGUUACAUAGUCGAGCUAUAUCUGGAUGAUGUAAUACAAAAUACAAGCACAAUAAUGGACAACACAGCUAAUACAACUUGCUUUGAAAAAUUAAAGAUCGCAGCCAACUACACUGUGCUUGUCUACGCUGUUAGUGGAGACCUGUUGAGCCAGUCAGUGGGAGCCUCCAAUUUUACCUUGCCUCGUCCACCUACUAAUGCAGUCGCCACUGACAGGAAUCAUAGCUCAAUCACCUUUACGUGGAAGGCCCCUGAGAACGCAUCGCCAAAUAUCACGUACCUGGUCACACUCAACUCCAUCUUCUGGAACUAUACCCAUAAAGAUAGUGUCUACGGCAGCACCCGCUAUGUAUUUUCAAAUUUGAUAUCAGGAACCACAUAUGAUUUUGAAGUUCGUACAGAGGCAGGUAAUGUGAUGAGUAAUCCGGCCAAAGCAAGAAAUGAAACAGCCAGAGACGAAAGACUGUUGUCCCUGUCCAUGCUGUGCACCUCGGAAACACCUCUCCUCUGCAGUAACUCCACCACGUGGGAGAGCAUACGGAAACAGUUGGAGGACCAUUUCUUUAAGGAGCUUGGGCGCAGCGUUUUCUGGGAACUUAAGUAACCCUUAUGUGGUCGGGAGCACGAAGCGACGCUUUGCAUUUGAUUGUUUGGAAACUGUUCUGGUGAAGGAGUGUUUGACAGUUUGUUUUCUUGUCAACGGCUUUGUUUAAAGACCUGAAUAGUAAGCAGUUGUGUUUAUUGGUUCUUUUAACUACAUAUACGUAUAUACAAAAGUUAAGUGCUAUAAGUUAAGUGUUAAAAAAGUGCUAUAAACAACCUGUUCAUGUUUUGUUUGCUGCAUUACUCUUAUUUUAUUCAUAGCAUCACAUUAUAUACAAUAUUUUCCAACCAGGACGAGAGAAGAAGUAAAUUAAGCUUUGUUAUAAGAGAUACUGGUAAAAAAAAAUAGUGUGACAAAUCUGUAUUUUACUCAAUAUCCGCAUCUGUGACUUGUCACGUCUUUUCCUGGUGUUUUAAAUAAAUGUAUCAAAACAUAAA